Candida dubliniensis CD36 is the source of this 1059-nucleotide messenger RNA. Its product is annotated as putative GTPase. The record is from RefSeq and is a predicted model, not a curated record. Gene Ontology annotation, molecular function: GTPase activity. Gene Ontology annotation, cellular component: cytoplasm. The transcript has a single exon. Bases 1 to 1059 code for a protein of 352 amino acids. NCBI's taxonomy places the organism in Eukaryota, Fungi, Ascomycota, Pichiomycetes, Serinales, Debaryomycetaceae.
AUGUUUGGACAGAUAGUAAUAGGGCCUCCUGGAUCCGGGAAGUCUACUUAUUGUCAUGGGAUGUAUCAGUUUAUGUCAGCAAUUGGAAGAAAGCUGUGCAUUAUAAAUCUCGACCCAGCGAACGACCGAUUACCUUACCCCUGUGAGUUGGACAUACGUGACUAUAUAAGUUUAGAAGAGAUAAUGGAGGAGUUAGAUUUGGGUCCUAAUGGAGGGUUAAUGUAUGCAUUAGAGCUGUUAGACAAACAGGGCAUAGAUUUAUUCAUUGGCAAAAUUGAACAAUUAAUCAACGAGAGCAACUAUUUGUUAUUUGAUUGUCCUGGACAGGUUGAAUUAUUCACUCAUCAUAAUUCCCUCUAUAGAAUUUUCAAAAAGUUAACUCAGCUCAAGCGAUUGAGACUAUGUGUUGUAUCAUUAAUCGAUUGCAUUUAUUUAACUAGCCCCUCACAGUAUAUAUCCAUAUUGUUAUUAAGUUUAAGAUCAAUGCUACAAUUGGAUCUACCUCAUGUAAAUGUUAUCAGUAAAAUAGACAUGUUGAAAAACUAUGGAGACUUGCCAUUCAGAUUGGAUUACUAUACUGAAGCUCAAGAUUUGCAGUAUUUGACUCCAUAUUUAGAAAAGGAAUCUAAUUCGGUAUUGGGACAGAACUAUGUGAGGUUGACAGAACUAAUUGGAGAACUAGUUGAAGAUUUCCAUUUGGUUUCUUUUGAAGUAUUGUCAGUGGAGAAUAAAAAGAGCAUGAUAAGCUUAUUGAGUGUUAUAGAUAAGGCCAAUGGUUAUAGUUUUGGUAGUGAGAUUGGUGGAGAUACAAUAUGGAGUGAAGCUACUCGACAAAAUGGUAGUGGGAAUGGAGGCUAUCAAGAUGUAGAUAUCCACGAACGAUGGAUAGAUCACAAAGAAGAGUAUGAUGCAGAAGAAAGAAGACAAGAACAAGCAUUCAAGGAGAGUCUACCACAAGAAGAAGUGGACAAUAAGCCAUUGACAGAAGAUGAAGAAUGGGAAGCUGCAUUGAAAGACUGGGAAGAGAAACAUGGAGGAGAAGGUGCCAUGUUGAGAUAA